AUGUCUAUCAAGCAGCUUCCUGAGGAUGUUGCAGCUCAGAUCAAGUCCUCGGUGGCUAUUACCUCGCUGAACCAUGUUGUCUGUGGGCUUGUCAAAAACUCGCUAGAUGCUGGCGCAUCAAGGGUCAACGUCUCUGUUGACUAUCGCCGGGGAAACUGCUCGGUCGAAGAUGACGGUCACGGAAUCCCUCCAUCUGACUUCCAGAAAGGUGGCGGCCUAGGGAAGCUUUACUACACCUCCAAGUACCCCCCUCAGCCCAACCGCCAUGGGAGGCAUGGCACCUUUCUGGCAUCCCUGGCAGCCUUAUCUCUCUUGUCGAUCACUUCGCAUCACAAUGAAUACAACUCGCACAAUUCCUUGUCCAUCCACAACUCCAACCUUAUUGCUCGCAACACCCCUGCGCUACCAGAGCAGAGAGUGUUGACUUUUCCCCAUGGAACGAGAGUCACUGUUCGCGACUUGUUUGGUUCUAUGCCAGUUCGCGUCAAGCAACGAGCCCUGGAGCUUGAGAGGUCGGGUUAUAGUAAAACCUUGGACCAGGUAGUCUUUGUUCUCGUCGCCUUGACUAUUGCUUGGCCUGGAGAUGUAUCCAUCACCCUGAGAGACGCAAGUAGCCACCAAACACUGACCUUACGGACUGGGGAACCUGGAAAUCAGCGGGCUGGCCAGCUUCAUACCGACUCGUCGCUUAUUCUUUCACGUACUCCGAGACUUCUUGCUCAAGCGUCCCUGUACGACGGGGCGGCUGUGGAGUCAUGGGUACCCAUCGGAGCUUCCGCGCCGGGUGUUUCCAUUAGUGGAUGCGUGUGCCUCCUGCCCGUUGCUACAAAGCGUUUGCAAUUUCUGACGAUUGGAAUCGAGCCGUUUCUGAACGAAUACAGCUCGAAUUUUCUCUAUGAGGAGAUCAACCGUGUCUUCGCUAAUUCUGCCUUUGGAGUGUCGGAUGGGGAAUGCGAUCCGGAUGGCCUGGAUGUGAAUGAGAAGGAUGGCGUGCCAAAAAGCAGGGACCUCAAGACAAGGAAAGACAUUGAUCGUUGGCCGAUAUUCUACCUGCAAAUCGCUCUCCAUGGCCAACCCUUCGGAAAGCUAUCCGGCUUAGAGGAUCUUUUCGAUAACGGAACGCAGGGUCUGACAACGAUCACUGAUCUCCUGCGGGUCAUGUCUUAUGAGUUCCUGAAAAAGCACCAUUUCCGGCCAAAGCCAGUUCGAGCCUCCCCUGAAUCCGACUUCUCCGACCCUGAAUCUGCAACCUCGUCCAAGGCUCGGUCUGUUGUAACGCUAUCACAGCCUGUCCCCGAUUCGACAGUGAGGGGUCACCGAAAGUCUCACUCGCCCUUCGCAACCGAUGAUUCGGCCCCAACCAGCAGACGUAGUAAUCUGAGGAGGCAAAACCAAGCUCGUAGUCGCCCUACGAGUAUGCCAGAAUCACCAUUUGACUUAUGGUCCAAGGUUAAAGCAGGGCGAUCACUGCCUAGAAUGCCUAAGGCUUCUGGAGCAACCGACCCAGUGUCAUCUGAAACCGACAACCGCGGUGUUCCUCCCCAGGAACACCCCUCUCCAUCCUCAGUGGCUUUUUUACCUAUGAUGGACACGUCUGGCAAGCUCCUGCGCAAACCUUUCGAUAUUGUCAAGACAGACGAUAAAAAAGAGAGCACACUGUCUAGUUUGUCGCAACCAGAUGCUAGUACACGUCCACAGCAGGAUCCAAACCAGCAAAAUGAAACGGUCAUUUGGGUCGAUCCAAUGACCAAGAUUAGGUCGACCAUCAAUACGAGGACGGGUUUCGUGGUUAACACAAGUGCAGGAACAGGAAAGCGGGCCUCAAUACCGUCAAAGAAUCAUCCUGGCAGGGAAAAUGCGCCGCCAUCUAGCCCAUGGAUCCGAGACAUCUUGUCGUCAUGGAAGAACCCUGCAUUUUGCCCAAUUGAACCACCGAUUCCUCGCAUCUCUGGUGCCUCAGAAGCAGGUAUUCUUCAAGCAGGGAACGGACACGCGUGUUCUGCGAUCAACUCAUUCGGGGACUCUUCGGAGACAUCGUCGAUGCAUCUUCCAAGUCGAAUUUCUGGGAAUGCACUACGGCAAGCUGAAAUCAUUGGCCAGGUCGACACGAAGUUCAUCCUCGCGAAGGUUUCCUUGGAUGCUACUGGAAAUACGCCCGCCUUAACCACGACAGAAUACGAUCAGAGAUCCUUGCUGGUACUUAUCGAUCAGCAUGCGGCGGACGAAAGGUGCCGCGUAGAGUCACUGAUGCAGUCCUAUUUCUCGCCCAACGAGUCAGGAUCUGGGUCAUGGAAUGCACGAACUGAGGCACUUGAGAAGCCCCUGAUGUUCGAAUUGUCAAAUAAGGAGGGGCAUCUUCUCCGCCGUUAUCAGGAGCAUUUUGAGCACUGGGGUGUUUUGCUGAAGACCGCAUUUUCCAAUGAUGCUGCCUCGGAACGGAAAAAUGAAGGAUACGCAAAGGUGGAAGUUCGGAGCCUCCCUCCCAGCAUAUUGGAGAGGUGCCGUCUGGAGCCGAGGCUCGUAGCUGAUCUUCUCCGGAAGGAGAUCUGGAAACUACAUGAUGAGCCAAGCAUUGCAGUCAAGUUCAAGGAAAACAGGCCUGAGGGACCCGGAGAACUGAAUUGGGUUCGCAUGUUCCAUGGCUGCCCUCAAGGCAUCUUGGACUUGAUAAACUCCAGGUCUUGCAGAAGUGCCAUCAUGUUCAACGAUCCCUUGACCUUGGAACAAUGCGAAGACCUAGUUAAGCGACUUACGGAUUGCGCCUUUCCGUUCCAGUGUGCCCAUGGCCGGCCAUCGAUGGUUCCACUUGUUGACCUUGGGAACAGAAUGUCUCUUGGAGGACUUAUAGACAAUAAGAGUACCAACGAGGAUGUAAUCAUGGCACUAUCUUGGAAGUCCUUCGACUUCUUCGAGGUCAACCAAGUCAAGCUCGCCGACGACGACACGCGCAACUUCUUCGAAAGCAACGAGAUAUCGAGUAUCUGCUCUGGGUCAGACAGCCUGUUCCUCGGCAGCGAUGACGGAUAUGUGCGCAUCAUUGCGCCGAGCUGGAAGGUCCUUCGCAGCUUCCAGGCGCACGAGUCUGGCAGGAUAACACACAUGCGACAGGUCGAGGGGACAAGCUUCCUCGUCACAAUUGCCGAGGAUUUAAGUGCCGAGCCAGUCCUGAAAGUCUGGGCUCUGGACAAGCCGGUCAAGAAGACGGGCAUCCCCACUUGCCUGAGUACGCUGACUGUCAAUAAUGGGAGGAGGCCGUUCCCCAUUUCUGCUUUCACAGCAACCGAAGACUUGUCACAACUGGCUGUGGGCUUUGCAAAUGGAGCCGUGACCGUGAUCCGAGGCGAUUUGAUUCAUGACCGAGGCACAAAGCAGCGCAUUGUCCACGAAUCCGAAGAACCGAUAACUGGGGUUGAGCUACGUGUGGACUCAAAGUUGACCACCCUCUUUAUCUCGACGACUGCCCGCAUCUUGAAAUUGGUGAUAUCGGGGAAGGGCCAGGGCCAGCCACCCAAGACAGUCGAGGACACUGGCUGUGGUGUAGGGUGCAUGACUGUGGACAAGAAGACUGGAGACAUUGUCAUUGCCCGAGACGAUGCCAUCUACUACUACACCCUGGAUGGCAGAGGCCCUCCCCGUGCAUACGAGGGGCAUAAGAGACUGGUUUCGGUUUACCAAGACUACGUUGCUAUCGUGUCUCCUCCUGCAGACUCGCCUACUCGAGGGGAGCCUGAUUCGCUGAGACACCGCUUCGGUGGGCAGACAGCAGACGAGCUCUUUAAUAGCACCUCGACCUUCACGCUCCUCGAGACUGACCUCAAGCUCAUUGCGCAUACCGAGUCUCUCAUUUCACAAGUUCAAGCAAUCUUCCAAAUAUGGGGUGAUCUCUACACCCUCACCCAAGAUGGAAAGGUCUUCCGCUAUCACGAGAAGACUCUCCAGCAAAGGCUGGAAAUGAUAUACCAGAGGAACCUCUACACCCUCGCGAUCGAACUUGCACAGCAGUGUGGCAUGGACGGUCAGCAGCAAAAUGUCAUUUUCCGAAAAUAUGGAGAUUACCUCUACCAGAAGGGGAAUUACGACGAAGCAAUGACCCAGUACAUCAAAGCCAUUGACAGCACCGAGCCAUCACAGGUCAUCAGGAAGUUCCUCGACACCCAAAGGAUACACAACCUCAUCGAGUAUCUUGAGGAACUACAUGAUCACCACAAGGCAACAGCCGAUCAUACCACCCUGCUCCUGAAUUGCUACGCAAAGCUGAAGGACCUUGAUAAGCUGGAGAAGUUUAUCAAAUCCCCGGGGGACCUCAAGUUCGAUCUUGACACCGCCAUAUCCAUGUGUCGUCAAGGCGGCUACUAUGAGCAGGCGGCAUACCUCGCAGAGAAGCACGGCGAGACUGACCUGGUAGUUGACAUUCUGAUUGAAGACUCUAAGAAGUACCAAGAUGCCCUGAAUUUCAUAUGGCACUUGGACCCUGACACGGCCUAUCCAUGCCUCAUGAGGUAUGCUCGCGUCCUCAUCGAGCACUGCCCCAAGGACACCACCCAGGUUUUCAUCGACUACUACACAGGCAAGUAUAGGCCAAGGGUCCAUCUCGCUGCCGUGUCCGAGGGUGUCGCAGCACCCGCUGUUGGAGGGCUCGCUGCGGGCGCCGCGAAUGCCGUCCAGAAUCUUACGAGCUAUAUACCGCUACCAUACCUCAACACCCCGGGCCCUGCCUUAUCCGGAACCCCAGGCAAUGGCAACGCGACGGUUGGCGAUGCCAACACAAUCAUCAACCCGGAAGAUAUCCCCGCACCUACGUACUCACCGCCUCCUCCUCGCACGGCGUUUUCGUCGUUCAUCGACCACCCCGACGAGUUUAUCGUCUUCUUAGAGGCAUGUCUUGAAUACGAAGACUGGUCUGAUCCCGACAGGACUGAUCUCUCCACGACGCUCUUCGAGAUGUACCUCCAUAAGUCAAACGAGAAGAAAGGCGAUGAACACCGCGAAGAGUGGGAGAAGAAGGCCAAGGCCCUCAUCGACAGCCAGGGCCAAGGCCCGGACAGCAAGAUCCCCAUCUCCAACGCCAACGUCCUCCUCCUCUCGCACCUGUCCGACUUCCGCGACGGCACGACGCUCGUCAAGGAGCAGUCGGGCCUGCUCUUCGACAUCUUCCGCUCCUACACGUCGGCCAAGGACACGGCGGGGGCCCUCAAGGCGCUGCGCAAGUACGGCCCCGACGAGCCGCAGCUGUACCCGGCGGCGCUGGCGUACCUGACGUCGGACGCGCGCGUGCUCGACGAGGCCGGGCCCGGCGAGCUGGCGGCGGUGCUGGGCCGCAUCGACGAGGGCGGCCUCAUGGCGCCGCUGCAGGUGGUGCAGACGCUCGGCAAGAACGCCGUCGCCACCAUGGGCAUGCUCAAGCCGUACCUGGCCGGCCGGAUCGAGCGCGAGAGGCGGGACAUCGCGGCCAACAGGCGCGCCGCGGAGGCGUGCCGCGCGGAGACGGGCCUGCGCCGCGCGGAGAUCGGCGCCCUGGGGUCCAAGCCCGCCGUGUUCCAGGCCACGCGCUGCUCCGGCUGCGGGGCGCCGCUGGAGUUGCCUGUUGUGCAUUUCUUGUGCAAGCAUAGCUUCCACCAGAGGUGUCUGAGGGGAGGGGGCGCUGCGGCGGCUGGGACGGGGACGGGAGACGAGUCCGAGGCGGCGGGGGAGUGUCCGGUCUGCGCCAAUGAUAAUAAUACUAUCCGCGCGCUGAGGAAGACGCAGGAGGAGUACGCCGAGAGGCAUGAGUUGUUCAAGGACGAUCUGGAGAGGAGCGAGGACCGGUUCGGGACGAUUGCGCAGUGGUUCGGGCGCGGGGUCAUGGGGCCUCAGAGUGUGGAGUGA
This is a messenger RNA of Phialemonium atrogriseum, 5865 nucleotides long. Its product is annotated as putative vacuolar membrane protein. Lineage: Eukaryota; Fungi; Ascomycota; Sordariomycetes; Cephalothecales; Cephalothecaceae. Gene Ontology annotation, molecular function: protein-macromolecule adaptor activity; ATP binding; protein binding. The transcript has 8 exons. The record is from RefSeq and is a predicted model, not a curated record. Gene Ontology annotation, cellular component: HOPS complex; endosome. Bases 1 to 5865 code for a protein of 1954 amino acids. Gene Ontology annotation, biological process: vacuole organization; organelle fusion; mismatch repair.